This is a messenger RNA of Lepus europaeus (European hare), 644 nucleotides long. RefSeq names its product ADP-ribose pyrophosphatase, mitochondrial-like. Bases 279 to 629 code for a protein of 116 amino acids. Lineage: Eukaryota; Metazoa; Chordata; Mammalia; Lagomorpha; Leporidae. The transcript is spliced from 2 exons. Gene Ontology annotation, cellular component: mitochondrion. Gene Ontology annotation, molecular function: ADP-ribose diphosphatase activity. The record is from RefSeq and is a predicted model, not a curated record.
CGCGCUGAGGCCGUCACGGGACCCGGGCGCUGGUCGCUGAAGCUUCACCUGCUGCUGGUCUGGUUUUCAUCAUCGCCCUGGGGAUGGCGUGGGAUUGAUAUUUUGGGAGGACUCUUGGUUCUGUGUGUGUUUACAGUUAGACGUAGUCACUUGAGGGUACGGGAGGGCGGCCCGGUCCUAGUGCCCUCAGGUGUUCGGGGGUCCGGGCUGUGGGGAGGGCGAGAGCUGAGUCCCGAUAGAGAGCGACUGGGAUCCACGAAGCCGCCUGCGGGGCGCUGAUGGCCGGACGCUUCCUGGGAAAGGCUCUAGCCACGGUGUCUCUCUCUGUGGCCUUGGCCUCUGUGGUUGUCAGGUCCGCGGGCUGCCGCCGCAUCCCAGCGUACAGAAGCUCAUUUUCAUCCUGUUGGAUUCAUCUUGAUUGCAACAUCAUGUCUGGUUCUAAUGGUAUCAAAGGAAAUUCCCAUAACAAGGCCCGAACAUCUCCUUACCCAGGUUCAAAAGUUGAACGAAGCCAGGUUCCCAAUGAGAAAGUGGGCUGGCUAGUUGAGUGGCAGGACUAUAACCCUGUAGAGUACACUGCACUCUCUGUCCUGGCUGGACCCCGGUGGGCAGAUCCUCAGAUCAGGUGAGCAGAUAAACUGACU